Priceomyces carsonii is the source of this 741-nucleotide messenger RNA. RefSeq names its product copper chaperone (gene CCS1). Gene Ontology annotation, molecular function: superoxide dismutase copper chaperone activity; copper ion binding. Gene Ontology annotation, biological process: superoxide metabolic process. Bases 1 to 741 code for a protein of 246 amino acids. The transcript has a single exon. Gene Ontology annotation, cellular component: cytoplasm. The record is from RefSeq and is a predicted model, not a curated record. NCBI's taxonomy places the organism in Eukaryota, Fungi, Ascomycota, Pichiomycetes, Serinales, Debaryomycetaceae.
AUGGCUAAUUCAUUUGAGAUAGUUCUUCAGGUGCCUUUGGAGUGUCAGUCUUGCGUGGAGUCGAUUUCAACAGCUUUGAAAGCUCUCCCGGGAAUCUCGAAAUACGAUAUAAAUUUGAACUCUAACUUGGUGACAACAGAAGGUUCUAUUCCCCCAAGCACGAUUGUGAAAGCAAUUCAGGCAACAGGUAGAGAUGCCAUAAUUAGAGGUACAGGCAAUCCGAACUCUGCUGCCGUAUGUAUUCUAGAGUCAUUUGACGAAAAGGAUUUGAAGAAUCCAGUUAAAGGAUUGGCAAGAAUUGUCAGUGUCGGACCUGGCGACGUCUUCAUCGACUUAACUGUUAAUGGCCUACCUAAGGGUGUGUAUUAUCCCUCAAUUAGAUCGUCUGGUAAUUUAUCUGCUGGAGCGCUUUCUACGGGAAGUCUUUUCUAUGAUUUAAAUGAAAUAAAUGUUGAGACGCCAUCUGAUGAGUCUACCACCAUCAAUGCCAUUGGAGCAUCGAAAGAGCUCAAAUCAUACUCGGGUCAAGAAUUUUUGCAUGCUGAUCUUGACGUUAAUAAUUUAAUCGGCCGAAGUAUAAUCUUGUCCCGUCUCAAAGACAAGGUCUCGCCCGACUCUUUAUGCGGAGUAAUUGCCAGGAGUGCUGGUAUUUGGGAGAAUGAUAAGCAAGUGUGUAGUUGUAGUGGCAAAACUGUAUGGCAAGAGAGAUCUGAUGCUAUUUUAAAGGGCAUAAAGAUUUGA